GGAGCUUUUUUUUUGGCGCGCACACAAAGGGCGUUCAGUGCAAGGCGAAAGUCCUGCUUGAGUCAGCAGUCUGAAUCAGGCCCUGACAAGGCCAACGCAAGCAGCAGGUAUUGGAAGCUCUGAACACUCAGCUCAAACAGAUUCUGGAAACUCAGGCCAAUGCAGCAAAGACUCAAGCAGCUUCAGCCCUGUCGCUUUGUUGGUUGCCUUCUAAAGGGUGACAGUUUUCGGACGGCCAACGCAGCAGUUUGGAAGGGUUAGGAAGCUUCUGCCAACGCAGCAGCCUGCCAACAAAGCAGAGGCUGCAGCUUUACUGGAUCAUGCACAGUGUUCGACUGAAUUCGCGUGCUCAUGGGAUGUAAAGGGGCAAUCUUCUGCUUCAAUCCUUUAAUUUGCAGAUGAGCUUUUCCGGGACUCCCCUUCUUUUCAAUCCUCACUCAUCUUUCCAAACGCCUGCGAGUAUGGCCUACAGACACGCCGCCUAGAGUCGAUGGUCCUUUUGUAAUCCAGAUACUGCCUGCCAUCAUGGUAAGUCUUAUGCUACUGAGACCUAGUGUAGGCUAAAGCUAAGUCAACCCUGUGAAGCGCAGACUUGAUGCUGACAAUUAGCAGCUGAAGCUGAUCAGGCUGUGAGCCUGACGGAGCUCUGGUCACAUAAAGCUGGCUGGUUGCGGCUGGUUGCGUAUGCCAGCUGAGCUGCCAUGUCUUCCGACAUGCACCUGCCUUGGGAUAGUGAUGUGUCAGAAUCAGAAGGGACCCAAGGAGAGGACAUCGAAGGUGCUGAGUAUGCUGAUCGAUCUGUCGAUGGAUCUCAGUCUGGACAGUCACUACAAGAUUUCUUUGACGAUCAAGAUUCUGGCAGCAUACAAGGUGCAAGCUUCUACAGGGCUCCCAACAAUGAGGGUGAUUCACCCACCUCUCCGGUUGCCAACUGGUCUACCAACAGCGCUUUUAGAGAGCCGAUUCCUGUAUCACCGUCAAUCAAAUGCAAACGCAAGUCCUCCAACGGUGAAGGCGAGCGCUGCCCAGAAGGAGCCUCUUGUCUCGAGGAGGACAUUGGUGGGGUGGUAUUAACAGGGCGGGCGCUCGAGAGGAAGCGACGCCGUCCGAAUCUCUCUCAAGAGUUAGAGGAGGCAGAGGAGGAGCACGUGCCAACGCCGCAACCAUUCUCACAUGUACUCGAGAGGGGCCAGGAUGUGCGCUUGCGGCUCCAGGGGAACCCCGCUGAGGAUCUGAGUAGCGCAGCAAGCCCACCCCCCCAUGCAGAAGCUGGCGAGCACAGCGCAGCCCCCGACUUCGACCCGCCUUCUCAUUCGGCGACCUGCGCUUUGGUUGGAGAUGAACUUGGCGUGGCAACAAGCGAUGGUCAUGAUGUGUGUCAGCAGUCCACGGGGUCCGCUGCUGGGGAGCCGCAUAACCCGGGCCCUUCCCCCGCUCCUCCGCAUCCUGCCGAUGAGCUUCGCUCUGCUGCUACGGAGCCUACACCUUUGGUUGAAGCAGCAGGGGGAUCAAGAUCGGUGGUGCCAAAGGCUGGUCAACCGGUGAAGAAGACGUCACACAAGCGUGCGAAGCCGAUUCCUCCCCCGAUGGACGAGGCGGCUCGGGCGGAGAUCUGGGCGGCUCGUGAGGCUCAUUUCCGGACUCUAGAGGGAUUGAGGCCCCAUCAAAACAGGCAGGAGGCGACGGCGCGGCGGAUGCCUGAGGCGCAGGGAGGGCUGCAUCAACCCGCCCAAAAGGCAGUCGCGGCCGAGGCUUUGCGCGAGCGCUCGCGCGUGGACGCGAGAGUGGCCGAAGUCGGCGAGGAGGACCGGCAGGGUGGCGAGCACUUCGAUAAGGCGGUGCGGCAGUCCGUCCAGCACAGCCCACGGGAGGCUUUCAGGCAGGCUGAGGCGACGAUGCGGCGGAUGCCUGAGGUGCAGGGAGGGGGCCAUCGACCCGCCCAAGUGGCAGUCGCGGCCGAGGCCCUGCGGGAGCGCUCGGGCAUGGACGUGACAGUGGCCGAAGUUGGCGAGGAGGACCGGCAGGGUGGCGAGCACUUCGACAGCGCGAUGCGGCAGUCGAUCCAGCACAGUCCACACGAGGCCCUUGGGCAGGCUGAGGAACUCGAGAGGCUCCAGGAUGCGCAGCAGCGGCUCCAAGGGAUCCCUGCAGAGAGUUCCAGUGACGCAUCAAGCCGGUCCCCCGUUGCAGAAUCUGGCGAGCCCAGCGCAGCCCCCAACUUCGAUCCGCGUUCUCGACUCGCGACCUGCGCUUCAGUUGGAGAUGAACUUGAGAGGGGCCAAGAUGUACGGCAGCGGCUCCAAGGGAUCCCUUCCGACCAUCUCAGUAGCGCAGCAAGCCUGCCCCCCGGUGCAGAAGCUGGCGAGCCCAGCGCAACCCCCGACUUCGACCCGCCUUCUCAAUCCGCGACCUGGGCUUUAGUAGAAGCUGAUGCCUCAUCAGCGGACCCUCGAUUGCGCCCCGGCGAGAUUGUGGUCCACAGCGAGCACGGCGGGAAGUUGCUGACCAUCAAGAAGACGGAGCUGGGCGCCUUCUUCUUUGCCAAGCGCAAGUUCGACGAUAAGGUCGACUACCAGGACGCGAAGAACGGGCCGCAGGGUUGCUGCCGUCGUUACGGGGAAGUGCUCGGCCAUCAGGUCGAGAUCCGUCGCCUGCGUCCCUCCCGGGAGUUCGGGUCUUACCCGGAUUGGCCCUCGGCUUACCCCAAACUGCGCGGCGAGCCUCACUUGGAAGAGGCCAUCAAAGCGGGGUGUCCCUGCAAGCCGUACCUGGAUCUGGAACGAGACGGGGGCCUGCCAGAGGGAGAGUCCCUCGAAACGGUCAUUGAGGCCUUUGAGGAGGAAAUCACGGCCAUCUUCCGCUCGGAGUACGGCAUCGAGCUUCCAAAGGAAGCCUUCAACUGGAUCCCCUGCGACUAUGGGCCGGGCGGCAAGUUCAGCCUGCACCUAGUCGUCUCCUCCCACUCCCCCCAGUUUGUCUACCGCUCCAACCUGGCGCCCCCGGCGGACCCUCAAGGAGCGGGGCAUCUCGCGAGAAAGCUCGGCCAGCACUUGCCCAACCGUUAUGCCGAGCUGAUCGACCAGUCGGUCUACACCAGGAACCGGGGGAUCCGACUCCCCUACUGCUCCAAACCCUCUAACCCUCAGAGCCGGCUGAUCCCCUUGGACGAGAGCAAGCCGUACGCGGACGCCUGCAUCACCUGGUUCGAUGACCACGUUCAAAUGAUCAAGGUCCCUGACGUCGUGUUUCGAGCGGUGCGCGCGCGCGAGAGGCCAGAGAAUCCAGGCCACCUAAACCCCAGAGCUGCGAGCAUGUAUGAGGUACAACGGUGCACGGAGCUCAUCCAGAAACUGCACCCGACGGCGUACCGCAGGGGGUCGGCAAACGCGUUGAACUUCAGCUGGCACGAUCGGAGCGAGCCGUGCUACUCGGGGCACGUGCAUGCCGGGGAGCGGGACAUCCUCUGUGUCGCGGAUCGCGAGAGGAACGCCGUGUUCGCGGUGUGCAGCAGCGAGCGGGUCGAUCUGGAGACGGGUGUCUGCUGCAAGAACCUGCCGGCCAAGUACCUUGGGCCCUACUGGGUGGACAACGAAACUUGGAAGGAUGGUGCUGUCGAGGUCGACCUGAAGUACCUGGAUCGACACCCGCUGGCUGCCGCGCCCAUGGACCUGCAGCUGAUUCGCGCCGGGGUCCGCCCUCUGACGGACAAGGUCGUCUUCAAUGACAUCGUGAACAAGUGGCUGGAGGGCCGGUACAAAAAUCUGUCGAUCAGGAGCCCCAUGGGGAGCGGCAAGAGCACCCUUCUUGCGGCUCUUCUAGCCGAAGACUCACGAUUCAAGAAGGUCUCCAUGAUCACCUAUCGCUGCACGCAAGCUCUCGACGCGGCAGGCAAGCACCAGAGCUUCUCCCACUACGGAGAUCUCAAGCAGGCGGAUGGGCGUAUGCUCGGCCCCGACCGCUUCAUCCACCCCCUCGCCGACCGGGAACACCAUCCCCGCGUCAUCGUCCAAACUGACAGCUUGCCCGGGCUGCUUGCUGAAGACGACGAGGACGCCCCCUCGUUUGACCUGCUCGUCCUGGACGAGAGCGAGUCGAUUUUGGCACAUCUGUCGGCGGACACGCUUCGCGAGAGGCACAGAGUCAUUCAGCUCCUUAUCGAGUUGAUGAAAAGAGCGCGGCGGAUCAUCUUCCUGGACGGGCAUUUGGGGCAACGGACGUUUGAGUUCCUAACGAUGAACGAGAUAUCCUGCUCCCCCGUGGUGGUCAACAAACAUGCUCCAGAGAGGCCCCUCGAGUUUGAGUUCCUUCAGGGCAAGACCGAGGGGCUUGUCAAGUGGGAGGGGGCGGUUUUCGAGGCGCUUGGGGCUGGGCGCAACGUCUAUAUCGAUGUGAACAGGCAGUGGCGGAAACAGCUUGUAAUCAUCAGCCCCACGGUCGAAGCAGGCGUGGAUUUCAACCAGGACUGGUUUCACCAGAUGUUCCUGUACAUCUGCCUGAAGAGCACCCACCCUCGGGGGCUCAAUCAGAUGAAGGGCCGUGUACGGAAGUUGGAGAAUCCACGGGUCCUGUGCUAUCUCCAGGAGGGCAUCUGGUUGCCCGCCGAACCCGCGGGGCCGUCAGUGGGUGGGUCGUUGAUGGAGAUGAGCAGGUCGGGUAGCAAGGCAAGGCUGGGGGUCGAAGAGACCUACCAGUGGUUCCUCAACCAGAAUCUAAGGGGCGGGCUGAACUGUGUGCAUCCAAUAACCCGUCUUCUCGCUCACAACGAGAAGGAGAUGUUCAACGGACAGACGCAUUUCUACCAGGAGUUCACAGACUUGCUGAGGGCGGACGGCCACGUCAUCGUCGAGAACGUAGACGAAGAGGCGGUCGAAGUGAACCCGGUCCCCUCGGAAGAAGGGGUUUUUGGGGGCGAGUAUCUCUUGGAGCAGAUGAUCAGCGCCCCUAACAUCUCGCAAGCCCAGUUCGCCGACAUUGAACGGCGGUCCCAAAGAAACGAACAUCGCGAGGGGGAGUUAGUGCAGAUGGAGAAGUUUCAGCUGGCACGGUUCUACGACGUGCCAUACCUUAGCGAGGAGUUCUUGCAAACCUUCGGGCCGAAGCCGAUCCACGCCCUCGAUUUCCUGGAGCAAGUGGUUGACCGAGACUUCAAGUACGACAAAAACGAGAUUGGGCGGCAUAUGUACCCUCCUCAGAUGGCAGCCAUGGCUAGGGAGCUCUUGGCGGUUAUGGGAUUCGAGCACGCGCUCGAUGCUGCUCGAGUGUGA
This is a messenger RNA of Klebsormidium nitens, 5264 nucleotides long. Lineage: Eukaryota; Viridiplantae; Streptophyta; Klebsormidiophyceae; Klebsormidiales; Klebsormidiaceae. The record is from the annotation of a GenBank genome assembly.